Molecule: messenger RNA, 4214 nt
Organism: Trichobilharzia regenti
Lineage: Eukaryota; Metazoa; Platyhelminthes; Trematoda; Strigeidida; Schistosomatidae
Source: the annotation of a GenBank genome assembly
UACCUCAAAACCAAAAUGCGAGCAGAAAGCAAUCAAUCCGGUACGCACUAGAUCAUUAAAGAGGUACUGAAGAGUGGAUAUUGAGAGUUGGUAUGAAACCGAUAAUUCACUAUUUCUAUUCUUUGCUAAAUGCCGCUUUAUUUACUUUGACUAACGUAUUGGAACAAAAACUAGAUUCAGAAACACUAUCUCGCCAAAGGGAUUACCACAUGACAGCAGACUAAUUUUUACCUCUGAGAACUGAUGGUAGUUUGUUUGAUCGUUUCAAUAAAGGAUUCAAGAGCGCUCCAUACCUUGGUAUCCCAAUGGAUUAACUUGAGAAGGCAGUCAGCGGAAAGCCAAGACAUGCCGCUUCCUAAGCAUACAGUUCAACCAGUUAAGCUAAGUCAGGUGGUUGUACCAAAUGGUGUAGACAACGAGUUAGAGUUCGUCGUUAAUUCAACGGUGUGCAAUGUUAUGCGGCAGAUAGCGUCAAUUAGUCGGCUAGCUAAUAAUAUGUUUGAAGAACUCACUAAUGAUUUGUCUCGACUUGUUGAAAGAACUGCUCGUCUACAGAAUCGUCUAGGUAAACUUCAUGAAGAUAUGCAGAUGGCGCGUAAUGGUGAUGAAGAUCUUACAGCUGGAGUCCAGGAAGUGGAACUGCCAGUCUUCACAAGUAAAAAGCCAACAGAUAGUCAAGUUUUGAAUAGAAAUACAAUACCUCCUUCAAUGCAAUCACAUUAUGAUCAGGCUGAACCAGCUCCUGCACUUCAACAGAUGGAUGCUCUUAGAGAUGAUAAAAAAAUCAGUAUGAAAUUAUACUCAGAUCCAAGCUUCUUCUUCGAUUUAUGGAGUCAAGAGAUGUUACAAGAUCCUAAGCAUAAAAGAACUGCAAAGAAAAAACGACCAAAAGUCAAAGCGAAAUCUACUGUUAAAAAUACAUCGAAUCAUCAAGCCGUGCAGAAGCCUCAGCUGGUCAUUCAACAACCUGGAGUUGGUGGUUUUAAUAAUAGUAAUGAUAAUAAUUCUUCAUCAAUGCAUGAUCAGAACACUUCACUGAAUGCCAAUUUACAGAUGAUGGUGGAUAGAGAUAACGCCGCUAUCCUUUACGGUAAACCACCAGGUCAACUACAAUUCCCUAAUAAUAAUAAUAAUGCCAAUUUCGGGAAUGUUCCACUACCGCCGCCACCACCUCCACCUCCACCACACCCAGUUGUCGCCCAGUCAAUGCAAGUAGAGGAUGGUGUAGAUAAGCGAGGGGAUUAUCAAUCUGGCAGACAGGUCUACGAUGGUAACAAUCAGUUUUCAGUCAUAAAUAGUCAUAUAAACGGUAGUCAUGAUCCUACAUCGAAUCAUCAGGUCACCCUACCGGAGCCCCCUCCUACACUUCCCGUACAAAUUCCAACGCCGCAUACUAUACCUCCACCACUGCCACCUCCAGCCUUCAUGAAUGAAUGUGAUCUAAAAAAUGCAGGUGGUUUCAACAAAAAUUCAUUUGCUAACAGUGAUAAUUCUUGUAGAGAUAUUUCUUCACAAAAUGGAAGUUGUGCGCUUUCAUCAUCCAUGCACUCGCAAGAUACUCAGAUGAGACAAUCUCAAUAUGGCAAUGGUGGUGAUAUUAUGGAGUCGUCGUCGCUGAUGUUGAAUGAUCUGCCUCCGCCUCCUGCACCAAUUUUCGCCGAUAAAAAUUUAUAUGAAUCAUCGCAUCCUCAUAAUAGUGGAGAUAUCAACGAGUCUGAACAAACUGGUCCACUGCCUCCACCAGCAGCACCCGUCUCGUUCCCAUCGCCGCAGACUUCUCUUCCAAGUCCACCUGUUCAAUCACCCCAGGCGCCGGUACCCCCACCCCCACCACCUCCUCCACCACCUCUGCCUCCAUUUAUGGUGCCUCAAAAAUCAACCUCUGAAGUUACAAGGGAGCAUCAAAUAUCAGUGCCGGCAAAUAAGGACACUGCUACACGAUGUGCUGUUAUGCCUCAAUGCCCGCCUCAGGAUUUACUUUCUGCUAUACGUGCUGGUUUUCAAUUACGCAAGGUGGGUGAACGAAAUCCACCUGAUCCAUCAAAAUCGAGUCGUGCAAAUAGUCUGUCGACUUUAGGCAGUAAACCGAAGGAUGUACAAGCAAUCUAUGAAGCUGUUCGACGUCGUCGAGAAUGCAUGGAGAAUUCCUCUGACGAAGAUGAUGACAAAGACGCCAAUAGUGAUUCUUCUGGUUGGGAAGAUUAACUUCUUACGUAUAUAUAUUUAAACAGGUAGAUAGGUAUAACAAAUUUAUUUUGGUUGGUGUUCACUCUUCGCCAUCUUCUAAGUCAUCAUGAUUUCCACCUCCGACCUCUGUUCCUUCUCUUUUUCUCUGCAGGUGUAUAAUCAAAUGUCCCCUCUCAACCCCACUUGUUUUUGUUUUUGUGUUGUUUGAGUUUUUGCCACCUCUCUCUCUCUCUCCUUAUGUCUUUCGAUAAUUUUAUGGUUUUUGCUUGCAUUUUCGUUUUACAUGUAUAUAUAAAAAUGCGCAUUAUAUAUUUGUUUUUCAGGGGAGAUUUUUGCUUCUUUCUUUUCUAUUUAGUCACUUCCGGUAACAUCAUUCAUUAACCUGUGAAAUCAUCUGUCUGUCUGCCUGUCUGUCUGAGUGUGUGCUCUGUGUAUGUGAGUGAGUGUGUACUUUCGAGUUUCACUUCCUCCCAUUUCGAUUUUAUCGCUUUUCUUCUUCUUUUUCCUAUGACGAUAAAUAAUUCCCGGUUUUUUUAUUCUAUUGUGAAUCAUGUGAAUUGCGCGAUCUCAUAUGUCACAAUUAUCGGAACCAUACUACUCUCUAUACUACUUGCUUUCGGUUUUAUCGUUUUCAGCCGUGUUACCUUCGUAACCUUAUGCUUUUGGUGAUGAUUAUUUACUGUUCUGCUUAUUGUGCGGGGUAUUGUUCUUACUCUGAUCACUACUCCCCUCUCCCUCGGACGAAGACUCCUCUAAUGAAGAAGUGUGUGGGCUCUAUUCGAAAACACCCAGUGCUUGACCAACUAACUACAUGAUUGUGAUAUGAAAUUAAAAAAAAAAUUAAUUUUCAAUUGUUUAACAAACAAAAAUCACAAUAUCCAAUUGAGACAGCAAUGAAUAUAUUGCCUUUUCGAUAAAUUCCUCCUCCCCUUCUCGCUCUACAAUUAUAUCUACAUAUGCAUGUUUAUAUACACAGAAUAUUCUAGAUUAGCAGUAGUCAAUAACAAUAUCGGCGUGUUUUUUAAGUAAUAUCGAUUUGUAAAGUAAGAUCACAAUGGAAUCACCAACACAGUUCAUUAAAGAUGCUUAAAUAAUAAUAAUCAUAAUAACAGAUAUAUAGUAGCAAAUAAAAUUAGGAAAAUACCACAAACAUUCAGGAUCAUUCAAACGUAGAUGGCCAAACGGGUAAGGAUAAUGUCUGAACCAACUAACUUCUUUUGGAUGCAUAAAUUAGGCUUGUUAAUAUGGAUCCCAACAUGGCCAGCCAGUUUGAGCAAUAUUUAGUAGUCGAACUACUGUUAAGGCGAAAUGGAGUUUUGUUGGUAUUCGGUAGGUAAAUGACCCUGAAAGCCGCCUGGUUAACAUCAAUCAAUCAGUUUUGUGUUCCUUUAUCCACAAGAUGAGUGAGAUAGAAUAGCGCUGAAAAUAGAUUUUGUUUGUCCUUUGCUUAACCAACCACUGUGCAGGGUGAUGUCGGGAAAUUUGACGAGAAACACGCCUACUUGUAAGGCUGAUGCAAUUAAAUGGCUCACUGCACAGGAGCAGUUCAGUUGGUAGAUACACACACAUGGAAGAGGUGAAAUUAGGCAGUUGGUCUUCUACUCUCGAACGAACGCAAGCGAGGAGUGGUUUUAAAGACACAGCGUGAUUCGGCAGCAGCAGGGAACGCUCUUUUUACAGCAUUCCUAAGGCACUGUGUCAGUAUCUCGCUGAUGUUGUCUCCAAGGCACUGUAUUUGGAAGAAUAAGGCCUUUUUGGGAACUGUUAGUGUUGUUUUCUUAUAUCUGUGUGACUGGUCGGGUGGUUAACUAAUGGCAUUGAAGAAAGCAAGAACCACAGUUUUUGUGCAGAACAAAGUUGUACCAUCAUUGCUUAUCUCGUUGCCCUCUCGUCAGCUGCUUACAGGCCAAAGACAUUAUUAAAUAUAUCUACAAAAACAAUUUUAACAUACUAGCACAGAGUUCAUUUGAAACAAAAACCGAUCAAUAUAUGCAUACAGUAGUAUAUAUAUAUAUAUAUAUAUAUAU